Ustilago hordei is the source of this 6501-nucleotide messenger RNA. RefSeq lists its product as uncharacterized. NCBI's taxonomy places the organism in Eukaryota, Fungi, Basidiomycota, Ustilaginomycetes, Ustilaginales, Ustilaginaceae. Gene Ontology annotation, biological process: negative regulation of TOR signaling; positive regulation of GTPase activity; regulation of small GTPase mediated signal transduction. The transcript has a single exon. The record is from RefSeq and is a predicted model, not a curated record. Gene Ontology annotation, cellular component: nucleus; TSC1-TSC2 complex; cytoplasm. The coding region runs from base 1 to 6501 and encodes 2166 amino acids. Gene Ontology annotation, molecular function: GTPase activator activity.
AUGGACCCCAAUCGACUGCGGUCGCCGUCGUCGGCACAGCAGCCGCUACCAUCAACAGCUGCUGUUGCCGGCUCCUCUUCCUCUCCCUCAAAUGCGUCCACAUCAAAAGCAACCAGUGGUUUCAAUCACAUUCUUCGCACCAUUCGAGGUGGCGGACGUCCCUCAUCUUCAGCAUCGUCAUCCACAUCUGGCAAUGGUCUCCUUCCUAGUACACCUUUGGCUCCAAUUACCACUGCCCUUCCUACUUCCCGCAACCCUCAUGACACCAGCGCAUCUGCAACCCUGGAACCCCUCUCUCCUUACGACUUCAACAAGGUUGAGCCUCCCGAAGGCGGAGCAUAUGAUGCCUUGAUCCAAGAUCUGCGAAGACCUCUUCCAGCUACCUCCAGAGCACGCGAUGAAGCUGUAAGACAGCGUAUACCCAAGAUUCGUGCUCUAGCAGCUGCUGUCGAGCGUCAAAGCGGCUCCAAACCCAUCUUCACAGAUGACGUACCUCUGGCCGACGUCUUUCGUCUUUGCACCCUCCUCCUCACCGCCGAGCAACCUCAAAAACUCCGCAUCGAGACGUGCCAUCUUCUCACCUUGUCUGUCAAGCUGGCUGACAAGCGUGCAGCAAGCGCAUCUCCCGCACUCACCGAGCUUCGCAAUGGUGCUCCUGGCUCCCUCUCAUCCAAAAUCCCCGACAGUGACCAACCACUCUCUUCGAUCGACCGCGCUCUCUUCUACCGACUUGUCCUCAGCCUAUCCGCCAGUGAGAUCGACGACCGAGGUGCCCAAGACAACACACAUGUGAUCCUAGCAGGUUUGCCAGUCCAGCUUUGUGCCCUCGAGGUGCUCACCAAAGAUGGCCGAGAUGUCAUUGGCUUCCCCGGGCUGAUUGUCACUUUGACUCGAUGGCUCGAUGUGGCUUGGGCAGAAGUUCAGCGCCUUCGUGCACAACUCCAUCCUUUCGUCGACGACGCCGGCAGGAUCGGCCGUGCAGGAUCUGGCGAUCAGGUCGAAGAGGCUAUCACGCCGCAGACAGCCGCCAUCUCUCAGCUUUCCUCUGCAGAACGAAACGUACAAGUUUGCUUGCAGCUGCUUACUGGUAUUCUCAAGUACAGCUUUGCAAGAAUCCGUCUUUCGCAUGCCGAGAUGGCGAUCCGUAGCGCCGCUGAGCUUGUCAUUGGUGAAGCUACCGCCAGUGCGAUCACACUCCCCGGCUCGACCAUCAACUCGCCGCCUCUGAAAAGCACUCCUCUGCUGGGUACACAGCGUACCUCAGCUGUUCUGACACCAGCGUCACGCCGAUCUCGCUCUCGUGACGCUCGACCUUUGGAGACUGGCUACUCGUACUAUGGCUUGGAGACCAUCAGCCCCUCACGAGGGAGCAAUGAGACAUCACCUUCUGUCACGCCUCGCUCCUCCAUCAAGCCAAUCUCGAUCGAUGCGGUCACCUCCCAACUUCACGCAGCAGCAGCAUCAGCUAAACCCUCCAACGCCGCUCCCAUGACCUUGGCCACCUUGGUGCCCAGCCGCGAGUCGGCUCUGAGUGGUACUGCACCCGAUGAUCACGCAAGCUAUUGGGCUGGACCAGAACUGCACUUGGACGAAGUGCGCAGCUGCCUCAAGCUGCUCGACGCUACUCUUCGAUACGGUCAUCUCCCGCCUGCUUGCAUUGAUGUCGUCAUUAAGAUGCUCUGUCGACUUCUUGGUUACUGUCGCAUCGACUACAGUUCAGCCGGCUUCAUGCGAACAAAGACCGAAGACCGCCAAGAUGAUUGGCAUCCAGAGGUCUUGCCCAUUCUGUCCAACAUCCUUCGCAGCCACUGCGCCAAUGCCGCCAUUCGCUCGGCUCGAAUCAUACUCACAGGCGCUCCCGACACUGCCAAGGUCUCCCAACUCGAAGAUCCAGCGGUUCUGGUUGGCGCUGUCAACUUCUUCCACCUUGCACUAGAUCACGUUGCAGAGCAGGAAGCUCAAAACGGUCAAGGAUCCAGCUCUACCGCCUUGAGCAAGGCCCAAAAGGAGGACGCCCUUGCUCCUUCUCUGACGCUGGCACUCAUCACGCCAGCUUUGCGAGCCGCCUUGAAACGCCAAUGCGAUGUGCUCGAUCUCGAAGUCCUUCUCCUUAUCUCAAAUCUUCUUCCUUCCGCCUUAUCUGCUGCCGAACCAGCACCACUAGCCAAGCGUACAGUAGGCGAGAAGCAGAGCUCUACCGAGCACGCAGCCUCGUUGCACAACAAAACAGCCCGCGACAAGAUCUUUGCUCAGUCAGACUGGGACGCACUGCUUGAUCUUACCAUCGAUGCGAAGAGACAUCUCGACGGUCUCAAGCUCAGCAGCUCCUUCCUCAGCUCAUCCUCAAGCAAAGGCACCACGUCUUUGCAUGCCAAGGCUGAAGCUUCGCAAGCUUUGCCUAAUCUCAGCACGGGUCAGACUUCGCCCAUCUCUGCUAUGCUCAAGCUGCUAGACAAGCUCAGCAUCUCGCACCCACCGAGGGCUCCAUCGGACCUCAAAGACGCGGAGCAGAAGCAGCGCGCCACGGAAACCACCGACUCUGCCUUGUCACCCUCACCUCCGUGGACGCCCAAGCUGGCCUCCUUCCUCCUCACUCUUUCGCCUAUUUUACCAGAUGCAACAGUUUCGAAGUUGGUGCAAUACUACUGGACCCAGCACCUCUGUCUGCCGAGCAAUCCGGACUGGCUUCUCAACAUUCGAGCCCUAUUGCAAGCCUUCUUCUACCGCAACGUGUCUCAUACUCAGGACAGUCUGGAGGAAGAGAGGAGACGACGCGAUCUCGUCUCGCUCGUAUUCGACCACGUCUAUAACGCUGUACAGGACCUCAACACAGAGCGUGACCUUUUCAUGACAGAGAUCGUGUUGCCAUUGGCAAACUCGACGCUCUCGUCCGAAACAGACGUCAGAACUGAAACAAUGCUGCGCUCUGUCCUGGUGCACGCCGCCGUCCUCAGUGGGUCUCAGAUCCCAGGCCCAGUCGACCCAGAAGCCGAAAACGUGGAUGAUGUUCAGAAGGAUCAGUCGGGUUCGGAGUUCGAAGAGGUCUUCGUGGAGAUUCGCAAGCUGCUGUGCAGGCUUGCCCGCUCUGGUCCCUCGCACAAGGCUGUCACCUUUGACGUGUCGGCAGACGAGCCAGAAAAUCAGCAAGCUCAUGCCACGCCGCAUGCUCGUCGUGGUAUCACUGCUACCGAGAACAAAGCACGAAAUGCAGCGCUCGACAUGAUUGCUAUCUUCAACCGUAUGGCCUUCAGCACUCCCUGGAUCGCAAACUCGGUCGACCGAGAAGUUGACUUGUCGAUUCGACAGCGCUGGGAAAAGAAAACGCGUGCAGGCUGCAUCGCCAUCUUCCGCGAUCUCCUUGAGCUGCUUAAAGUCAAGCCUCCAUCAGUCUCAGGCUUUGCGGCAGGGUCUUCCGCAUCGUCGUCCAGUGGCUCGGCUUGCACGUCGACAAGGCUUGCUGUCCUUGAAUGGCUACUACGCUUCCGUACAGAUCGCCAGCAUCGCGUGUAUCUCGCCGGAGACCUCGAUGAGCUUGUGCACGCAAGCGCUGCCAUCCUCAUGAAAGGGCCCAAGGAGCCCGAAGGAGAACAAGCGCCUCUUGGACGACAGGCGAGCCAAGCAUCUCACAGUACCGACACACGCUCCCGCGCUGCCUCGAAGGCGGCUCCAGUCACUGCUCGCACGGAGCGCGCGGGACGCGAUGCUCAGCGCAGUGCCGACGCCACUGCCAGAUCCAAGUCUCGCCUCCGCGAACUGUCUCGUGAGCGAGGAAGGUCAGAGCGCAGCACAGAUACCUCGAAGCGUCCAGCAGGUGAACGCGAUCGCAGUAGCAGCCAGCAAAGGUCUGCUCGACCUGCGGUGUAUGAGCAUCUCUGGCGUCUGCCUCAGACGAUCUCGUUCGAGAUGCCAACUAUCUCGCUCCGCAGUGACAUCAUCUACACGUAUAUCCAUCAGCGAAACGACAUGGAGUGCUGUGCUGGCAACACCUAUCUGCAUAGCGACAAGGACAACAAACCUGCCCCCAUCCCUGUGUCGGAGUUCUUGGCUGUUGCGAUCGACAUCUUGCGUUCCGAACAAGACUGGGAGGUGGUGUCGUAUUUGCUCUGCCACUUGCCGCACCAGCUCAGUAACAAGCAUCUUUUCUGCGGUCCCAAGGCGCAGCUAGAGGUGCUGCACCUGCGCAAAGAGAUCUGCCAAGGCAUUUUGGACGACGCACUCUUGCCUAAAGUGCUUCUACCAGAAGACUUGAAGAAGACCGACGUGACAGCCGUCGUCUACGACACACUUGUCACGCUCAUCAGCUAUCGUACACUUUUCUCGCGAGCAGAGCAGGACGAGAUGGUAGAUGCUUUCAUCCGUGGUCUGAAGAAGUCCCAUACGACAGCAAGAUCCUGCAUCAAGGCUCUAUCGAUUGCAUGCUACGAGAUGCAGAAGAGCUUCACGCGCUUUUUCUCCAAUAUGCUACUUACUCUCACUGCUGUUCGCUCGCACAUGACGAUGAGUGUCCACAUUCUCGAGCUCAUUGCGACGGUUGCUGAGCAUCCGGCUUGCUAUGCCAACUUCACCGAGACCGACUACAAGCGCGUCUUCAGUAUCGUGCUGCAGUACAUCGAGUAUCACCAGAGUCCUGAAGCUGCGACGCGUGACGACUACCGCGCUAGCCCGGCAACCUUCUCGCUGCACCAGUACGUUAUGCUCAUGGCGUUCUACAACAUCUCACUCUGGUUUGUCAUUCUCAAGAUCGGUGACCGACCCAAGUACCUUCCCUACAUCUCGCGUGGCUUGCUGAAAGCCAAUGAAGGAAUGGAAGCUCUGUCAGAUCAGACUCAAGUCUGCUUCGAUUUCUUAGCUCGCUUCACUCACUCGAAUGCCGACAGCAAGCCGAAAAAGUCGUUUGUCAAUCAGCUGAUCAUGGGUGCUCCAUCUGCAGGCCCCGUCAAGGGCAAAGAUGCAGGUCGACAUUCGAAGACUUGGCUCAUGGGUAACGGUCUUCUCACAGUCUCGACGGCAAAGAAGGCAGGAUGGGCUGAGAUUGUCAUCCGUCGUCCCUCUGGUACGGCGACGAUGCUUUGCAAGUUGGAGAACAUGCCAACGGGCAUCUUCCCGGAUGAGAACGGAGAGAAGGACCAUUUGCCGGCCAUGCUGAUGAUGAACCGCCACCCGGACACGAUGGCUUCGCCAACGCUACCUGCACCUGCACCUGCAGAAGACCCCGCAGAGAUGCUGAUAGAAGGUCAGCGCGAACAAGGCGACGGAGAAAGCAAGGAGGGCGGCAGCAGCCUUCGCCGACGUGUUGAGGAACGACUCGAGAUCAGCGAACGUUUGCGUGCUCGUCGACCCCUUGGUCCUGCACACUUCGGCUUGGCUGCGCGCCCGCGAUCUUCGUCCUUCUCAGGAGCUCUUUCUCAGAGUUCGAACUUGCAGAAAGGUGCACUGAGUGAUGAACAUGCAGGUAGCUCGCUUGCUAUGCGCCAGGUCAUGCGCGACAUUCUUGGCACGGACAAGACAUUGACCGAAGACUCAACAGCGACGACCAAGCCAAAAGCAACGUCGAAGGAAGCAGAGGUUGAUCCGAGCUUCUUUGCGCUCCAACUUUCGACGUAUCCUGAUAUGCUGCACGACACUGCGCCAAUCUUGCUUCCCGAUGAGCCAGCAACCGAUAGGCUAAUUCGCACUGUGGACCUGACUCCAGUGGUCGACUUCCACAAGAUUGGCGUCCUGUACGUUGGACCAGGCCAGGAAGAUGAGGUCGAGAUCCUCAGCAAUCGACAUGGCUCUCGAGCCUACACCCGCUUCUUACAGGGCCUGGGACAUCUGGUCGCCCUCAAAGGUCAGGAAGAUGUCUACACCGGUGGGUUAGACCGCAACAACGACGAACAUGGCAAGCACGCCUACGUUUGGACCGACGAGAUCUGUCAGAUUGUCUACCACACGGCCACUUUGAUGCCUAACGACGAACGUGAUCCUAUCCGACGCUCCAAAAAGGCACUCAUCGGUAACGACUUUGUUCAUAUCGUAUUCAACGAGUCAGGCCGUGAUUACAAGUUCGGCACUAUCGCUGGUCAGUUUAACUACGUCAAUGUCUGCAUCAGCCCCACGACCCGUGGCGGAGUUAACCUCGGAUCGGCCAAUCCGGACGAUGCGAUCUUUUAUCAGGUCACAUUACAACGUCGACCUGGUAUGCCAGAGUUUUCGCCCGUUGGUGAUGGGCAGCUACUGAGUGCAGAUGCAUUGGCGAGCUUUGUUAGGAUCUUAGCGCUGCACAGUAAUAUGGCUAGUCAGAUCUAUUUGGAUACAGGAGAGGCGAUGCAGCCGUAUUCGAGUAAUUGGGUUUCGAGGUUAGGUCACAUUAGGAGAGCUAGACAACAGUUUGCUGCCAAAAAGGCAAAGGCUCAAGUUGAGGCAGGAGAAGUAGUGGAACAACAGCAAGGAGGAGGAGGUGGGAACAUGUCGGUCAACUCUCAGAUGGCGGAUUUGUAUGAUUUCACCAAGGCUUUCUAA